Astyanax mexicanus (Mexican tetra) is the source of this 2203-nucleotide messenger RNA. It is a transcript of the gene phyhip, whose product is annotated as phytanoyl-CoA hydroxylase-interacting protein. The record is from RefSeq and is a predicted model, not a curated record. The transcript is spliced from 5 exons. Gene Ontology annotation, molecular function: protein binding. Bases 155 to 1156 code for a protein of 333 amino acids. NCBI's taxonomy places the organism in Eukaryota, Metazoa, Chordata, Actinopteri, Characiformes, Acestrorhamphidae. Gene Ontology annotation, cellular component: cytoplasm.
GAGAUCCUUUGGGCUUCCUUCACUCCAGAGCAACGACACAAACAGCAGCAGCCUGUCUUCUGUUUCUCUCUCUCUCUCUCUCUCUCUCUCUCUCUCUCUCUCUCUCUCUCUGUUUUCUCGUCUGUUGAAUUCGACCACUGCACACACUGAGGCUAUGGGUGAAGCGGAGGUCCUCUCCACACCUCACAACAUCCAAAUCAGUGAUGUGACCUGUGACUCGUUCCGGGUUGCGUGGGAGAUGACCCCUGAGGACACGGCCCGUGUGACGCAUUACUUUAUUGAUCUGAGUCGGAAAGAGGGAGGAGAGCAGAACCGCUUCAAACACAGGGAUGUGCCCACCAAGCUGGUGGCCAAGGCGGUUCCUCUGCCCAUGGCAGUACGAGGCCACUGGUUCCUGAGCCCUCGGACCGACUACUGCGUGGCCGUGCAGACAGCAAUUCGACAACCGGACGGAGACUACCAGGUCUCAGAGUGGAGUCAGGUGGUGGAGUUCUGCACUGGAGAUUAUGCAAUGGACCAUCUACAGCAGCUUUUCGACAAAGCUCAGGGAGCCGCUGGGAGAAUGCUCCAGUUCUCAGUGUUCUACCGCAACCAGCAUCCUGAAUACUUCCACUUUGUGAGAACAGAAUGUGGAGGUGUGAUGCCUCUAUCUCUAAAAGACAACAGCGGCAGCCACGGCUCCCCCAUCAACGGAAAGCUGGGUGGCGUCUUCCUCAGCUGCAAUACUGAAUUUGACACAGGUCUCCCACCCAAGGAUUCCCCCUACGGCCCCCUGCGCUUCCACAUCUCUGCCGGACACCUUCUGAACCCCAACACCCACCUCUACUUCGCUGACUUCUACUGCAUGUACACCGCCUAUCAUUAUGUAGUGUUGGUGCUGGCGCCUGCGGGUUCUGAGGGGGAUCGUUUCUGCAGUGGACGGAUGCCACUGCUGGACAUAACAGCCAAUCCCUUCCUGAUUUACGUCCCGGGGCCGGAACCAACGUUUCGCCAUGCCAGCGAUGUUAUACUGGAGGUCUUGUACACAGAGCCUUUAGCCCUGGACCAGGGCACACUGCAGCAGAUCAGUGGCCAUCACCAGCUCAUGAGUCUCUCCACCGCCAAUGCCAAGAAAGACCCCAGCUGCAAGGUGUGCAACAUCAGUGUGGGGCGCUGAGCUGAGAGGAACGCCUCCAGAAGAGGUGAAAUACAGAUGGAACUUUGAUCGACUGUGGAAAAUCUGAAUCCUUACUCAGUUCUCGUUCAUUUCUUGGAGGAGAUGGUUUCAAUCAACAAAUGAAUCUCCCAGGCGAAAGACAAAAGAUGAAGCCUGAGGCAUUCUCAUCCAAAACUAAAGAACCUUAUUUUGAUCUAGCAUGGAUAUAGCUAUGAAACUAAGCCAUAAGAUGUACAUACUGCCAAAUAUCAUAUAUGUCACCACUGUUACGCAAAAACCUCAUAUCCUCAACAUGUACACUUUAAAGAAGAAGUAGAAGAAGAAGAAAAAAAAAAUCCUAAAGUUUAGUGGAGAUCAUCUGCCAGAUUGGCAUUAUUGUAAAGAGUAAAAGUAGACAAAAAAAUGGAGAGAAAAAAGGUUUUUGAAUGCUAGUGAUAAUAUAAAUAUAUAAAUAUACAGCUAUGGAAGAAAAUUAAGAGUUUCUGAAUCAGUUUCUCUGAUUUUGCUAUUUAUAGGUAUAUGUUUGAGUAAAAUGAACAUUGUUGUUUUAUUCUAUAAACUACGGACAACAUUUCUCCCAAAUACCAAAUAAAAAUAUUGUCAUUCAGAGCAUUUUUUUGCAGAAAAUGAGAAAUGGAUGAAAUAACAAAGUAAAUACAAAGAUUUAAGAUGUUCUCCUCCACCAGUCUUACAUACUGCUUUUGGAUAAAUUUAUGUCACUCCUAGUGCAAGAGUUCAAGCAGUUCAGCUUGGUUUAAUGGCUUGUGAACAUCCAUCUUCCUCUUGAUUAUUUUCCAAUGUUUUUUUAAUUUGGUAAAAUCGAAGAAACUCAUCAUUUGUAAGUGGUCUCUUAUUUUUUUAGUAAAGAUCGUGAUCGAAAUUGUAUCCUCUCCUUUCCAAGUGACUUCAGUCAUUGCUGAAAUGUAUAUUACUUUUUAUUUUGCUCUGUGGGGACCAUAGAAAUAGAUAGGACUUCAUGGGCAUUGAAACAUGAGCGGCCCCCCAAUAUGAAAAUGGCAUUCAACGAUUAAAAAACAUACAAUGAAA